Leopardus geoffroyi (Geoffroy's cat) is the source of this 1772-nucleotide messenger RNA. It is a transcript of the gene GGACT, whose product is annotated as gamma-glutamylamine cyclotransferase. NCBI's taxonomy places the organism in Eukaryota, Metazoa, Chordata, Mammalia, Carnivora, Felidae. The coding region runs from base 672 to 1280 and encodes 202 amino acids. The record is from RefSeq and is a predicted model, not a curated record. Gene Ontology annotation, molecular function: gamma-glutamylaminecyclotransferase activity. The transcript has 4 exons.
GGGUGGCUGUAACAACAUUUCACAGACUGGGGGCUUAAACAACAGAGAGCAUGGAGGCUACAAGUCCAGAUCAGGCUUGGUGUCUCCUGAGGGGUGUCUCCUGGGCUGGCAGACGGCCGCCUUCUCCUAGUGCACUCACAUGGCCUUUCCUCUGUGCUCAAGUGUCCCUGGUGUCUGUGUGUCCAGUUUUCCCCUUUUUAUAGGGACACCAGUCACACUGGAUUAAGGCUCUGAAGACCUCAUUUUAACUCAAUGACCUGGUUAAAGCACCGUCCCCAAAUACGGUCACGUUCUGAGGUGCUGGGGGUUUAGGGUUUUAACAUAUGAAUUUGGCUGCGGGUUGGGGCAGGUACAGAUUCAGCCCAUAACAGUCAGUAGAUCUUGUUCACUACUUCGUUUUCACACCACUGUCCACUGUAGAGUUCUCUGAGCACAUGCCCCACCUUUCUUCUGGACUUUGAGCUUGAGGGCAUAGCUCACAUCUGUGUCCUCACAGCCGGCCGGUGUCAGCCAGCUCUGGGUGGAUGCCCAGUAGCACUGUCCAGACCCAGCGCAGCAAGUGGCCACUUCUCAGGCCCGUAUUCUCUUUGCGUUCUCUAUCCACAGGAUGAGUUUCUUCCUGAAGGAUCUGUGUUUGUUCAAAACACAAUCAGAAAGGCUGAAACAUAGUAAUGUAUGAGCCUCAGGAGGUGGCAUUCCCUUCUGCUGUGGCAGUGCUGCCCGCUCCCAGCCUGGAUGAAUCACACGCAUAUUCUCAGCUAGCCCUGGCUGGGGUUCGGAGAGGAUCUGGUGCAUCUCCUGCGGCCCGCAUGGCUCGUGUGUUCGUAUACGGGACCCUGAAGAGAGGCCAGCCGAACCACAAGGUCCUGCUGGACGGUGCCAAUGGCCGAGCGGCCUUCCAAGGCCGGGGCCGCACGGUGGAGCCGUACCCCUUGGUGAUCGCCGGCGAACAUAACAUUCCGUGGCUGCUUAACCUCCCAGGGCAGGGGCGCCGCGUGGCGGGGGAGAUCUAUGUCGUGGACGAGCAGAUGCUCAGCUUCCUGGAUGAGUUUGAGGGUUGCCCCGACAUGUACCAGCGCACCCCUGUGAGGGUCACGGUCCUCGAGUGGGAGGGCAGGCAGGGCACCCCGGAGGAGAUGCCGGCCACCGACGGGACCCUGCAGUGCUUUGUGUACAGCACGGCCUCCUACGCACCUGAGUGGGUCCGCCUCCCGCACCACGACAGUUACGACUCCCGGGGGGAGCAUGGCCUUCCCUACAACCCGCGGGAAAACAGGUGAGAAGGGCCAAGGUGGACAGAGCCCUGGUGAUCAGUCGGGGACACCAGCCUGGCCUGCACUCACUGAAGGUGGAAGCAUAAUAAUGCCCUUUGAAACAAGUGUUUGUACACUCAGUGUGUGGGAAAGGGGACGAUCUCUUCUUCAGUCACAGCUGCUUUCCGCAGUCUCCUGACACACUGGUCACAAGCCUGCGCCUGAAGUCUGUCUCUCUGGUAGCACUUUGUUGCUUUUGCUGCUUAAAGGCGGCCAUGGGCUCGAAUACAUCGGAUAAGGAAAUUCAGGAUUUUAAUUCCCCUAAAUGACAUUUCCAGAAUUCAUAUGUCAUAUUUUGCUUUGCUUUGAUCUGAAGAUAACAUUUAAAAUGUAGACUUUGUGUUGCAGCUAGAUUUUAGCAACCCUGCUGUAUUGAUUCUAACUUGUAGCAGCAAGAAAAGUAAUUUUUUAAACCGAUUUUGAUUAUCUCGGUAUAAUAAAAGAAACUCAAGAAAAACA